Dreissena polymorpha is the source of this 899-nucleotide messenger RNA. RefSeq lists its product as uncharacterized. Gene Ontology annotation, biological process: DNA catabolic process. The transcript has 3 exons. NCBI's taxonomy places the organism in Eukaryota, Metazoa, Mollusca, Bivalvia, Myida, Dreissenidae. The record is from RefSeq and is a predicted model, not a curated record. Gene Ontology annotation, cellular component: cytoplasm. The coding region runs from base 40 to 819 and encodes 259 amino acids. Gene Ontology annotation, molecular function: 3'-5'-DNA exonuclease activity; nucleic acid binding.
AAACUUAAAAGUUUUUUUUUUAACGUUCCAAAGAACAAUAUGGAUUUCAAUAGAAAUACUAUUUCCACCGACAAUCAAGAUUUCCGGUAUGACCACUGUUAUUUUGACGAUUUUUCUAUCGGAUCGUCGGUAAGCGUGACCACAUGUGACAACAGCGAUGCCAGUUGGAAAAUUAGUAGACGUGUCGUUGAACUCGACACAUUGGCCGAAUCGCUUUCAGCAUGCAGUUCUUGCCAAGUGCCCAUGAAUUUACUUAACACAGUAGGAAGCAGGGAUUUCGGACAGGCAUGUGUUUUGGAAAUACAGUGUAGCAAUUGUGGUGCCAUCAAUAAUGUGGCUUCUGGACGGAAACAUGACAGAGUUUAUGACAUGAACACAAAGCUUGCAUUAGGCAUUCAAAGGACAGUGCAAGAAGUACGAGCGGGACCAACAUACUGUUCAAACAUAGAGGACCAAGAUGUUGAAGUUACAACUUUACCCCCACCUGUACCCAAGCCUGGUCCAGCAGGGCUAGACACUACUGGGAAGGAAUUUGUUUUCUUUGAUUUGGAAACAAGAGGGUUAGAGCGUACUUCUCACAUAAUUCAGAUAGCUGCAGUGCAUUCAACUGGUCAGUUUUCAACAUAUGUGAUGCCUGAGAAGAAGAUGUCCUUGAAAGCGUCAGAAAUAACUGGAGUGACAGUUGUUGGCGACUCUAUGCUUGUUAAGGGACAUAAAGUAACAGCUGUCCCCAUCAAAUCUGCAUUGACAAGUUUUAUAACAUUCUUACAGAAAUUUUCACCAGAAAUUUUAGUUGGGCAUAACAUAGAGUGUAUUUGAUUGUAAAGUGUUGCUCCAUGCUGUCCAUACUUGUGGAAAAAUGUUUGAGUUUCAGCAAAAUAUUUGUGGCUUUUUAGAUA